AUGGAGAUGAUCGAGUAUAUCGCUCGAAAGACGUUGAACGUUAUCAAAGUGGACGGCGAUCAGGAGACACAUGGCGUUGACGGAGCUGGUGGUGACAACUCGACCACCAACGGUCACUCUGAGCCUAAAUCAGACUCUUCGUCCCCUUCCUCCUCCUCGUCUACAGAGUCAAGCUCGUCGAGCAUUCCUGUCAAGCCAAGGGUCACUUUCAAGGACGCUCAACCUCAUCAGGCGAGAGUGGAGGGCGGGAAGGGCCCAGCUUCUUCAUCGCCAUCAUCGACCAACUCAGUUCCAUCGUCAUCGGGAAACCCACCUCUCAUCACGCUGAACAACUUCAUUCUUGGCUUGGUCAAACAGUCCAACGUGCAAGUUGGAACCUUGCUAACGACACUCGUUUAUCUCGAACGCCUACGGACGAAACUUGGUAACGUCGCCAAGGGCAUGGCGUGUACCCGUCAUCGGGUGUUUCUCGCAACGCUGAUCGUGACGGCCAAGUACCUCAACGACUCGUCUCCCAAGAACGUCCACUGGGCGACGUAUGCUGUCUUGUUCGAUGUUGCGGAAGUCAACCUCAUGGAGAAGCAGCUUCUUUUCUUGUUGGAUUAUGACCUCCGUUUUGACGAAGCUGAGGUCUUGAGGACGUUCAAACCUUUCCUUACUCCUGUCCCGGAGAACGCUGGUGCGACUAGGGCUGAAGCUGUCGAUCGUGUGGCGAGAGCUAGUAGGGCCCGUGCCCAAGCGCAAGCACAGGCUUCUCUCAAGGCUGUGGAACGCGAGGGCGAGAGGCGGCCGUUGCUAUUGGUCUCCUCUGCGACGGAUGCCAAAGCUGCUGCUGUCGAAAUUACGAAACCUGUUCAACCUCCCGUGCCUACGAUCUCACUCCCACCUACUUCUGUCACUUCCACGACACAGAAUGCGGCUGCUUCGACUGCUUCGGCUAUUAUCAACGGUGUUCGAACUAUUGCGCGCCGACUGAGCACUGCCCAUCUUUCAUCGUCCUCGUCAUCUUCAUCGGCGGCGCCUCCUGUCCCCUCUGCGAAUACCUUGGUUCAACCUCCGGUGAUGUACAAGUACCAGCCUGUGUCCACCUCUUCCACCAACCCCACUGCCUCGAGUUCGUCUGUGGAGCUUGCUUCACAGGCCAGCUCUGUUACCACCUCCACCGACAUGACCUCUCUGCUUUCAGACAACACCGACUCCUCCUCGAGCUCAUCUGAAGGGUGGACCAGUGACGAGGAACGCGACGAGAGGAUGCCUGACGUUUCUGUACGUGUCGCUUCGUCCAACUCUGGCACCGGGAUUGCUUCGAGGUUCGGAGAGGAGACGACUGCCGCUCUGCAGGCUAUCGAGGACGAGAAGGAGCGUAUCAUCUUGUCUGGUAGUCUCAAGGAUCCUUCGGCCAAGACUUGGCUUAAUAGGAAUGGAACGAUCACUUCUGCUCCUUCCGCGAAGAAGGGCAUGCGUCAUCCGAGGAAGGCCAGCGAUCCAUCUGUGCAACCUCCCAAAGUCACCCUCAUCGCGAGUUUAAAUGAGGCUCAGAAGACACCUCUCAAACGACGUGGACCUCCUUGUCGAGACUCCAACAAUCCUACUUUUGCUUCGAUAUCCAAAGGGUCGACCUACAGCGACAAAGGACCUUCGAGUUUGAAUACCAGCUUUACGAUGCCCCAGCUUUCGGCUAGUUCGAGCGCCUCGCUGUUGUCACAGGGCUCUGGCACGUCGGGUUCCUCUACCACCAACCUGCUCAGUGGUUCUCAAGGGCUUUCUUCCUCUAUUUCGUCGUCGACAGCAGAGAAGGUCUAUGGCGAUACGCCGACCCGUCGACCUGUUGGACGAAGUCGUUCUGGGACGAUGACGAACCCUCUCUUGGCCAAGAUGGAUGGUGGGCAUGGGGUUGAUGCUUCUGAGAGCUCGAACUCGGGGCUUUCGAGCUCUGGUCGUUCUACGGGAAACUUCUUGACCCGGAUGUGGGGUGGAUUAAAGACCACGCAAGGGCAAGCACCCACUGCUCCGACACAGUUGAAUUGA
Coprinopsis cinerea okayama7#130 is the source of this 2028-nucleotide messenger RNA. Its product is annotated as cyclin. Gene Ontology annotation, cellular component: nucleus; cyclin-dependent protein kinase holoenzyme complex. Gene Ontology annotation, molecular function: protein kinase binding; cyclin-dependent protein serine/threonine kinase regulator activity. Gene Ontology annotation, biological process: regulation of cyclin-dependent protein serine/threonine kinase activity. Bases 1 to 2028 code for a protein of 675 amino acids. Lineage: Eukaryota; Fungi; Basidiomycota; Agaricomycetes; Agaricales; Psathyrellaceae. The record is from RefSeq and is a predicted model, not a curated record. The transcript has 2 exons.